AUGGCUACAGCACGCAAAGUCCAAUUGUCCCUGGCCAACGCUGGCGUCUUCUCAGCGGGGCCUAGAGAAGACACUGCUCAAACGGCAAGCCAGCUCCUGCAGGACGAUCUAGAGAACCACCAUGUGUUCUUUAAUAAUGAAGGAUUUCAUAAUCAUCUGGUUCACCAGAUCCUGACAAUGUUCGCGCUUGGAGCGUCGCCGGAUGAGGUUACGGCCGCGUACAACAGGAACAAAAAUUACCAAAGACCGGCCUUGCCUUCGGAUGAGGCCGUUGUUCAGUCUCUGUCCGACAAGGCUCGGUUCAGAGAGUUGACCGGGAAGGGGCAGAACUAUCCCCAUUUCUUGGCCUUUUUCCAGCAGGAGAUCGACAAGAAGGGGGUGGGGUAUGUCCUCAAUGAAUAUGUAUUCAAGGGAGACGAUAAUGCCGAAGACAUGUUGAGCAGACUGUUUGGGGGUCUGCUGCAUCCAAUCAUCCACUUGGGAUUUGGCCUUGAGUUUCACCAGCCGGCUAUUGUCGCAGAGGCUCUCGCGCAAACAGCUGUCCACGAAGACACAGUCGCGCGUCUGUUCCUCUUACCGGCAGAGACCCGCGCAGGCGGUGUUGGCAAGCCCGGGAAGAAGCCAAUGCUGCAGAUUCUGGAGGAGAUCCGUGCGAACCAAAAACUAGCGAAUUCUGUCCAUUGGUCUGAUGGGAACAAGAUCCGAGACGGAGUUCUCAAACGAGCCUCGGAGGAGAUGAUCCAACAUGCGGCUGAAUUCACCGUAUCUGAGGAUCAAGUGACUGAAAAAGUCGCGGAGAUGAUCAACGUUCCCGUUUACUACACGAGUGCCGCCCAACGCCCCCCCAAGAAGAUCAAAUUGGACUUCUUUUUUCUGCACUCGCUCAACUCGUCCAUCUUCCUCUCCACCUUCGUCGCACUGCCGUUCCUCGAUGUACGCUCGAAACUCCGUCUUUUGGAGUGGAAAGGGAGAAUGGAUCUUCUGCUAUACGUAUCCCGCGGUACACCUAAUCUCCUCUUAGACGAGGUGACGGGCCAUCGGGCAUCCGAUAGCUGGAACACGCUAUUCGCCCAUGGCAACGCGCACCCCGGUGAUGAUGGCCACCUUUCAAAAGCGAUGCGGGCGAUCGCUCACGGCGAGAUCAUUUGUCGUCCGUUCGAGGCGCAAGCUCGCGAGGGGAGAUUGGCGAUUACCGGGGAUAUGUGGCUGAAGGUUGGCAACAUGGCCAAGGAUUCAACCCUUAAAUCGGACAACAUGUGGGUGCGAUCCACGGGAUUCGAAGAAGCUUGGGCUGGGGUUGAGGACCGAGCACGUCUAUAG
Messenger RNA from Aspergillus candidus, 1320 nucleotides. Its product is annotated as questin oxidase family protein. Gene Ontology annotation, molecular function: oxidoreductase activity. The record is from RefSeq and is a predicted model, not a curated record. NCBI's taxonomy places the organism in Eukaryota, Fungi, Ascomycota, Eurotiomycetes, Eurotiales, Aspergillaceae. The transcript has 5 exons. Bases 1 to 1320 code for a protein of 439 amino acids.